CACCAAAGGUGUUCUUACAUGCCUAUAAUUCUCCUUCUAUAAGUUGUACUUUCACUUAAGCAUAACGUACAACUCUUCAUUGCAUGGCUCUCUUUCUCCCAAUUCUCCUCUUCAUGUUCACAACUACAACCAAUGCACAAGGCAACCCACCCUCACCUGGCUACAACCCUAGCUCAAAGAUUGAAACCGUCGCCUUUAAUCAAGCCUAUGAAAGCCUAUGGGGCCCACAGAAUCAACGGUUCGAUGAGGGCUUAGUCACCAUUUGGCUCGAUAAGUCCUCCGGAAGUGGUUUUAAGUCAAAAGGGUCGUACGAAUCGGGCUUUUUUGGGACUGCGGUCAAACUUCACCCUGGUUACACUGCUGGAGUCAUUACAUCAUUUUACCUUUCUAACAACCAGGAUCAUCCCGGGAACCACGAUGAAGUUGAUAUUGAGUUCCUCGGGACGACUCCUGAUAAACCGUACACGUUACAAACGAACGUGUACAUUAGAGGAAGUGGAGAUGGGAACAUCAUAGGACGAGAACAAAAAUUUCAUCUUUGGUUCGAUCCUACCGAGGAUUUUCACGAUUAUGCAAUGUUAUGGACACCAGACGAGAUAAUAUUUUUCGUGGACGAUGUCCCAAUAAGAAGGUACCCAAGGAAAAGCGACGACACAUUUCCUACAAGGCCAAUGUACGUGUAUGGAUCGAUAUGGGAUGCAUCUUCGUGGGCCACUGAAAACGGUAGAUACAAAGCAAACUAUGGGUACCAACCGUUUGUUGGUAGGUAUAGCAACUUCAAGCUCGAAGGUUGUGCCGCGGGUUCAGGACAAUCUUGCAGCCCUCCGUCUGGUUCUCCGUCCAACGACGGAGGGUUGAGCCGCCAGCAAGUUGCGGCAAUGCAUUGGGUUCAAAGGAACUACAAAGUGUAUGAUUAUUGUAGUGACCCAAAAAGAGACCACUCUUUAACACCAGAGUGUUAAAUAUAGGGUUUUGGUUAAAAGGAAUAUAGGUUUGAUAUAUAUGUGUGCAAAAUCAUUUUAUUUGUAUGCGUUUGUGUUUUCCUUUUUUUAUGGUGUGUAGUUUUUGUCACUAUAUGGAAAAAUUAUAUAAAAAAAGUAAGUACAUGAAUGAAAAUAUUAAGUGUUGUGUCUUUA
Helianthus annuus (common sunflower) is the source of this 1136-nucleotide messenger RNA. RefSeq names its product xyloglucan endotransglucosylase/hydrolase protein 31. Bases 84 to 962 code for a protein of 292 amino acids. The transcript has 4 exons. Gene Ontology annotation, cellular component: cell wall; apoplast. Gene Ontology annotation, molecular function: xyloglucan:xyloglucosyl transferase activity; hydrolase activity, hydrolyzing O-glycosyl compounds. NCBI's taxonomy places the organism in Eukaryota, Viridiplantae, Streptophyta, Magnoliopsida, Asterales, Asteraceae. The record is from RefSeq and is a predicted model, not a curated record. Gene Ontology annotation, biological process: xyloglucan metabolic process; cell wall biogenesis.